AUGAAAAGAAGCUUCAACCAAGCUUCCGAUCCUCAUAAUCAUCUGUAUAGAUUCGAUGUUGAGAAUAUUAUCAAUGAAAAUCAACAACCGUCCUUGAAAAAGAUCAAAAAUUAUUUGGAAUCGGAACAUCAUUUACCAUGUUAUUCUAGGCUUGAUUUGGAAUUGGUCAUUCAUAUCAUGGAGUUUGUGAACAUUUAUUUGGAACACACAUUUAUUUUGCGAGAAUUUAAUUGGAAUCAAAUUUUACAGUUAUUUGGAGUGAAAAAGAUCAAUCCACAACAGAGAAGUGUGUUUUUACUCUAUCCAAGUAUUGAAUUAGAAAUUUAUGACUUUGAUGUGCUGUAUAAAUACUACUUUCCUUUGAAGUAUGUGAAAAAUCUUACAUUGGCGGAUCGAAGACCUCGCUCGAGUACGUUACACUUUCCACAAACAACCUUGUAUCCUUUUCAUUGCAUGAAACAGUUGGAAUCUCUUGAUAUUUACAGCCAUGUGCUCGAUGAUGAGGCCCUGAAUAUUCUUUCACACACGAGAAAACUGAAAUCGCUACAUAUAAGAGGCGCAUUUUCCAUCUCUAUGACUGGCUUACGUAUUUUUAUGGAACAAAAUCCACAGUUACAACGCCUUAAACUUGGAAAUGUUGGAAUUGAUCAUAUAGACGACAGCUUCUGUGAACACACAUUUUGUGAGCAUAGUGGGCUGAUUGAAUUACAAGCUCCGCAACAUAACAUCAGCAGUACAGGAUUGGAGUCAUUGAUUAGUAAUAGUAAAUUAAGAACAUUAAAUUUACUGGAAAACGUAGAAAUUGCAGAGACAAAUCUCACAGCCCUAGCUUUUAAUAAUAAUUUGACAGAUUUAACAUUAUCGUACAACAAACUAGGAGAUAAUGAAAUUACACAAAUAGCUCGCUAUGGAAGAAACAUUAAAUAUUUGAACAUCUCCUCCUUGCGAUCUACUGUGUCUCCUGAGAGUAUCAUGGAACUGCUUCAGCAACCUCACUUUGUCAGUUUGUGCAUACGGCAUCUUAAACCAGCAAUUAUUGAUUCAUCAAUUUUCAACAUUUCAAGCUCAUUACGAGCACUAGAUAUUUCAUUGACCUGUGGGAAUAGCAAUACCAGUGGAGACAGUAUUGCUGAAGUCAUUUCCAAGAAUUUUAAUCAGCUCCACUUUCUCUCCAUGCGAAAAUGCUAUUUAACUGAUGUUGGAUUUAUGCACUUGGCAAGAAUGAAAUCUCUGAGAAACUUGAAUGCUAGUUACAACGAUUUAACUGAUGACGGCAUGCGAUUUUUUGUUCAAGAAAACUCAACACUAGAGGCUCUACAUGUUAAUUCAAACAAACAAAUUACAAACUAUGGGUACAGACUGUUGGCUUGGCAUCCAGCUCUUGUGAGAUUGAAAAUAUCAGGUAAAAUUGGAAAUGAUGCUCUCGUUCAUAUUUUCAUGAAGCUCAAAACAUGUAAGAGCUUACAUAUUGAUGGAUUUAGCAAAUUAUCAGAACUUCCAUUUGAAUAUUUACCUCAAUCAAAUUUGGAACAUUUAUCAAUCAUUGGAUCGUUCAUUUCACAAUACUCUGCAGAAUUGAUUGCAAGAGCAGAAAAUCUCAAAGACUUGUUGUUGGACUUUGCCUCAGAAACGAGAACAAUCACGAGUGAGCUUCUGAAAGUUUUAGCAACUAGCUCAAGUUUGCAUAUUUUAAGACUGCCUCAACAAAACUUUCAUUCGCUUACAGAGGGUGUAAAGGCUGUCAAAUUGUCAGGAAAGCAAAUUAUUUGGCAUUGA
Molecule: messenger RNA, 1776 nt
Organism: Naegleria lovaniensis
Lineage: Eukaryota; Heterolobosea; Eutetramitea; Acrasida; Naegleriidae
Exons: 1
Coding region: 1-1776 (591 amino acids)
Biological process (GO): SCF-dependent proteasomal ubiquitin-dependent protein catabolic process
Cellular component (GO): SCF ubiquitin ligase complex
Molecular function (GO): protein binding
Source: RefSeq, a predicted model, not a curated record